AUGGUCGACGACGGCGUUACCGCCGCCCCCGCUUCCACGAUGAGGCAGUGGAUCGUCGAAAACAAGUUAAAAACUGUUGGUGAGAUCUUCGAUACCUCUUUUCUUUCGUUUUCCCAUUUGCUUUUUUUUGGGAAUUGAAAUCCCCGUUAGGUUUUUUUUUUAAUAUCGUUCCUGCUUCUCGUUUAUAUUUUUGGUGAUUAUCUUUCAUCUUGUUUCGUACAUUCUGUGCAUUAGGGUGUUUCUGGUUGAGCGCCAUCACGGGGUCGUUCGCGUAUAACUGGUCACGUCCCAACAUGAAGACUAGUGUCAAGAUCAUUCACGCCAGGUUGAGUUUCGUUUUGGUUAGUUCUACAUUUGGAUAAUCGUCCUAUUUUUCGCAGUUACUGCCCAAUUUUGAAAUGAGUAUCUUUCGAUCGUGUUGCAUUUCUUCGGUGAAUAUUCACACCGAAAGUUCCUAUAACCCUCUUGAUUCUGCGUGAGCAUUGACCUAUGAUUCUACUAUCGUUCUUGUUCAGUCGAAAAAUAAUACAAUGCGUUGAGAAAGAUUUAUGGAAUUAUUUGUUGGGCUGCUUUUCUUACUGCUGGCCAUAAAUCCUCGUACCCGUAGUUUGGGUAGAUAUCAUGAACGAUACUCUAUCUUGAUCUUUUUCAUCACUGGAUGUUUUAAAGCUAUUAUAUAAUUUGAUAUUUAAAGAACAGAAAAAAACAUAAAUACCCGGCGAUUGUACAGUUUUUGAUCAUUUACUGCAAACAAUUUCAUUAGAGAUUUAGGCGCCAAGGACAGUUUUGAAGGACCCUCCGUAUAUAUAUAUAUAUAUAUAUAUAUAUAUAUAUAUAUAUAUAUAUUACAUACGUAUACAUAUAUAUACAUAUAUAUACAUUUAUAUAUUCCUUCUCCUUGACCUUGUCAAGUAAUUUCUAUGAGGAUACGCCAAUACCAGCUGCUUAUAAUAUCUGCAGAACUUGUUGAUCUCUGUAAAUUGGUUAAGUAUGGCCUAUCAUUGUGUUCAACCUCUCUCCUUUCACACCCCCUGGCUAGAAGGUCUUUACGAUUACUUCCUUUUCUUAUAGAUCCCACAUCAUUCAGCUAGAAUAAUGUUUUUUUAAUCCAUAUCACGAUCCUCAUCUGCAUUGAAAUUCACCCUUUUUUCACCCUUCUCACAGUCAAAUAAUAAGGAGCCGACUUCUUUCCUAUAUGUUUGCUCUUUUCUUCUGUUUUUUCUCUUGCAUUGCUCCUACUGUUCGGUAAGCAUUGUGAUAGAAAUUCUUGGUGGGGUUUCCUUCUUCCACCAUUCAGACACAAAGAUUAAAGAAGACCUCUUGAAGAAUUGACUAUUUUCUGGUAUCUAUGAGAUGGCGCAUGUAGAGGAUCUGCACCCUGAUGCCUUGUGUUGCUUCAACAGGCUACACGCUCAGGGCCUCACUCUGGCGGCAUUGGCUGGAGCUGCUGCUGUCGAAUACUAUGACCGCCAAUAUGGGUCGACAGCUUAG
Spirodela intermedia is the source of this 1491-nucleotide messenger RNA. Lineage: Eukaryota; Viridiplantae; Streptophyta; Magnoliopsida; Alismatales; Araceae. The record is from the annotation of a GenBank genome assembly.